CGUUAUAAUCCACAAGUACACGUAGGAGAAGACGUGGCUUCCUUCACGUCCAUUCUUCUCCUUUCUCAUCAUUCUCGUCCGUCUGGAAAUUGAAUCCCAACUCCCAACCAAAAGCAAAUCGCUCUUCUUGUAGACAUAUAACUGAGGAGCAUUUUUUUUUCUUUUUUUUUUUUCGAGUUUGCCUUAAAAUGAAAAUGGCCUCCUCCUCCUCUUCUGUGUUACAACAUGCAAUCAAUUUCAGAAUUCAGCAGCAGCAGCUGGAGACCACCAACAAUUCCAAUUCCAGUUCCAGUAGUAGCAAGGGAGUUAUUAGUUCAUUGUCCUGGCGCCGCACUUUAGCUAAUAAUGCUCUGCCUUGCUCUUCUUCUUCUUCCUCUUCUUCCGCUAGAAGACACAGAAUUAGAAGAAUGACGAGGUGUAACGCUGCGGCGACGGCGGAGGUGGUGAAUUUGGGACCCGGUACGCCAGUGAGGCCGACCAGCGUCCUGGUGGUGGGGGCCACGGGGACGCUGGGAAGGCAGAUAGUGAGGAGGGCCCUGGACGAGGGUUACGACGUGAGGUGCCUGGUCAGGCCUCGACCUGCCCCUGCUGAUUUCCUUCGCGACUGGGGCGCCACCGUCGUCAAUGCUGACCUGAGCAAACCCGAGACGAUUCCUGCAACCUUGGUUGGCAUUCACACUGUCAUCGACUGUGCUACUGGCCGUCCUGAGGAACCUAUCAAAACUGUAGAUUGGGAAGGCAAAGUUGCUCUUAUCCAGUGUGCAAAAGCCAUGGGUAUUCAGAAAUUUAUUUUCUACUCCAUCCACAACUGCGACAAGCAUCCCGAGGUUCCCCUCAUGGAGAUUAAAUACUGCACUGAGAAAUUCCUCAGGGAUAUUGGCCUCAACCACAUUAUUAUUCGCUUAUGUGGUUUCAUGCAGGGCCUGAUUGGGCAAUAUGCUGUCCCCAUCUUGGAGGAAAAAUCUGUGUGGGGAACUGAUGCUCCUACACGAAUAGCAUAUAUGGACACACAAGACAUUGCUCGAUUAACAUUUAUAGCUCUUCGCAAUGAGAACAUAAAUGGGAAGCUUCUAACAUUUGCAGGGCCUCGUGCAUGGACGACCCAAGAGGUGAUAACAUUGUGUGAGAGGCUUGCCGGGCAGGAUGCAAAUGUGACCACAGUGCCUGUCUCAAUCCUGAGAUUGACACGCCAGCUGACUCGAUUAUUUGAGUGGACGAAUGAUGUGGCUGAUAGAUUGGCAUUUUCAGAGGUACUCACAAGUGAUACCAUCUUCUCAGUGGCAAUGGCCGAGACAUAUUCACUUCUUGGUGUUGAUGCAAAAGACAUCAUCACACUAGAGAAGUAUCUGCAGGAUUACUUCGCAAACAUACUAAAGAAGCUGAAAGACAUUAAAGCACAGUCGAAGCAAACUGACAUUUACUUCUGAAAUGGAGUUUCUCUGUACAAGUUGUACAUGCGAACUGUCAAGAUACCUUGAAAACAUUGAGCAAGAGGUGCGGUACUCCUUCAGAAUUUUCAAUUUUACUGGAUCACAGUUAACCUCAGAAGACUGCAAGAUACUUCUGACAGACAUAACCAAUGAAAAACAAUGGCCCAAUUCACAGGAUACCUGGAGAGGAAACAUGCAAAGAUUCUCACGUCUGCCUGUUGUCUAGUCUGUAUAUAGGGAAUUCACUGUAUGUUUUACACACCUUGGUGUUGAAUUUUCAGAUUGGGAUGUGUGUCUCUAUAUAUAUAUACACACACACGUGUGGGUUCAAGGGAAUUCUAAGCUUUACAAAAAGAAAGGAGAAAAUUUGACAAA
Messenger RNA from Coffea eugenioides, 1805 nucleotides. RefSeq lists its product as uncharacterized. The transcript has 7 exons. The record is from RefSeq and is a predicted model, not a curated record. Bases 189 to 1427 code for a protein of 412 amino acids. Lineage: Eukaryota; Viridiplantae; Streptophyta; Magnoliopsida; Gentianales; Rubiaceae.